AUUCAGAGUGUUGGUGGGCAGGCCAGGCCUGGUAGAAAGUCAUGUGACUCCCUUUAGGUUGACAAGGCCCCAGAUGGUCUCCCUGCCUGCUUUAUGCUCAAGGGCAGAGUCUACCCUGCCUGGUACCCACACACCACAGAACAUAGUGGGAUCCGGUGCUGGAGUGUGACUAGGAGUCAGCUGCUACACACUCUUGGGCCAACUGCCUCACUUCUUUAAGCUUCGAGUUUUCCAUAGGUAAUCUCAACCUCCUGGGGAAUUAGGACUAGGCGCUUUCACUGCGGUGGCCCAGAGUUCAAUCCCUGGUCGGGGAGCUAAGAUCAUACAAGCCUGGUGGCACUGCCAAAAAAAUUAAUUAAAAAAAACAACUAACCUCCUGGAUUUAUGUUUAGAAUGAGAGCAAAGUAUUAUUUUCCCUCUGUCUUUUAGUAUUUUAGCAUUAAUUUGGUGUCUUGUAUAUGCCACAUCCUAUUCUGCAUAUUUAUUAAUUUAGUGAUUACUUUCAAGGACUCUAUGAGGUUGAUACUAUUAAUAUUCUCCCAUUUAACAGACAGGCAAAUGGGCAAAUUGAAGUGAAGGCCCUGACCCAAGAUCAAACAGCCAAGAAAUGGCAGAGGAAGGAAUUCAACCCAGGGCUUCUGGCUCCAGAAGUUGGUGAUCUAAAGCACUACAUACACAAUAUAAUGUACAUAGUAGAGCCAUGCAGUGGGCAAGCAAUAAAUUUAGGUCUUUUCACAGUUCCUGGGAGUACCAAGAGUGCCCAGGUCCUCCCUGCUUUCACUUUUUUCAUUGCCCAUCUGUUCUGAGCCACUCCUUUUAGCCUUGCCCUGCCCAACCCUCCUGGCCUCACCUUCCUUCUGCUAACAAAGGUCCAGUCAGGUUUUAUUGGCUCUGAUAAGGGCCAAAGUUCACCAGCACUUCCUCUUUACAAAAGAGCCUAGAGCGGCUCUGAGCUGAGUUGCACCAGGUGUGGCCCCAGUGAUCUGGAUGCUGGUUGGUCACUAGUGAGGCUGUUAAGAGAAGGGAGCCUGGGAUGUGCAGAAGAGAGACCCCACCAUGGACCCUGCCCUGCCAGCCACACCCUUAUCCUCAGCUAUAAGAGCCACCCACCACCUGCUAGCUGCCACCAUUCAUGACUCCUGCAGCUUUUCUCACAGGAGAAGUCACCAGCCCAGGCUCUAAAGAUGGCCUUUGUCCCUGCACCAGGCUACCAGCCCACCUACAACCCGACGCUGCCCUACCACAACCCCAUCCCAGGAGGUCUCAGAGUUGGAAUGUCCAUUUACAUCCAAGGAGUGGCAAGCGAGCACAUGAAGAGGUUCUUCGUGAACUUCGAGGUGGGGCAGGGCCAAGGGGCAGACGUCGCCUUCCACUUCAAUCCCCGCUUUGAUGGCUGGGAUAAGGUGGUCUUGAACUCGAAGCAGAACGGCUCGUGGGGCAACGAGGAGAGGAAAAUGAGCAUGCCCUUCCGCAAGGGCGCGGCCUUCGAGCUGGUGUUCAUGGUCACGACGGAGCACUUCAAGGUGGUGGUGAAUGGGACUCCCUUCCAUGAGUUUAAGCACCGGAUCCCGCUGCAGAUGGUCACCCACCUGCAUGUGGAUGGUGACCUGAGGCUUCAAUCAAUUAACUUCAUUGGAGGCCAGCCCCCCUCAAACCAGAUGCCCAUGCCUGCUCAGGUGUACCCAAGUCCCGGACAGUACUAUCAACAACAGAGCAGACUGCCUACCAUGGAGGGACCCCCAGCCUUCAACCCGCCCGUGCCAUUUAAUGGGAGACUGCAAGGGGGGCUCAUAGCUCGAAGAACCAUCAUUAUCAAGGGCUACAUACCCCCCACAGCCAAGAGCUUUGUCAUCAACUUCAAGGUGGGAUCCUCUGGGGACGUGGCUCUGCACAUUAACCCCCGCAUGACCGAGGGCGCUGUGGUUCGGAACAGCUUUCUGAAUGGCUCUUGGGGAUCUGAGGAGAGGAAGGUCCCCCACAACCCGUUUGGUCCUGGACAGUUCUUUGAUCUGUCCAUUCGUUGUGGCGCAGAUCGCUUCAAGGUGUAUGCCAAUGGCCAGCACCUCUUUGACUUCUCCCAUCGCCUCUCAGCCUUCCAGAGGGUGGACUUGGUGGAGAUCCACGGUGAUGUCACCUUGUCCUACGUCCAGAUCUGAUCUAUUCCUGGGGCCAUAACCCUUGGGAACACAGAGGAAGAUCCUGUAGGACCCUUUCUAAGCCCCUAAUAAAAUGUCUGAGGGUGUCUCAUGAA
Bubalus bubalis (water buffalo) is the source of this 2251-nucleotide messenger RNA. RefSeq names its product galectin 4 (gene LGALS4). The record is from RefSeq and is a predicted model, not a curated record. Bases 1185 to 2156 code for a protein of 323 amino acids. The transcript has 10 exons. Lineage: Eukaryota; Metazoa; Chordata; Mammalia; Artiodactyla; Bovidae. Gene Ontology annotation, molecular function: carbohydrate binding.